Topomyia yanbarensis is the source of this 656-nucleotide messenger RNA. It is a transcript of the gene hoip, whose product is annotated as NHP2-like protein 1 homolog. The record is from RefSeq and is a predicted model, not a curated record. Gene Ontology annotation, cellular component: small-subunit processome; nucleolus; precatalytic spliceosome. Gene Ontology annotation, molecular function: RNA binding. The coding region runs from base 181 to 564 and encodes 127 amino acids. NCBI's taxonomy places the organism in Eukaryota, Metazoa, Arthropoda, Insecta, Diptera, Culicidae. Gene Ontology annotation, biological process: mRNA splicing, via spliceosome; maturation of SSU-rRNA; ribosome biogenesis. The transcript has 2 exons.
AUCUUUCUUCACUUUUGAAAGCAACACGAGGUAAACUGUACGGUAAUCGUAAACAGUUUCAUUUUGUGGAAGGCAGCCAAUGAAGCUACGUGCCGAGGCUUAAUUUUCAGCAAUUUUUAUUUCCUAUUGCAAAUAGUAGUGAAUCUUUUUACGUCGAAAUAACGAAUCUACAGUUCUGAAAUGACUGAAGAAGUAAACCCGAAGGCUUACCCGCUGGCGGACCAGGCGCUGACAUCGAAAAUCAUGACUUUGAUCCAGCAGGCCGUGAACUACAAACAGUUGCGUCGAGGUGCUAACGAAGCGACCAAGACUUUGAAUCGUGGGCUGGCAGAGUUCAUCGUAAUGGCUGCCGAUGCGGAACCGUUGGAGAUUAUACUUCACUUGCCGCUGCUGUGCGAGGAUAAGAACGUUCCCUACGUGUUCGUUCGUUCGAAGCAAGCCCUCGGUCGUGCUUGUGGAGUUUCCCGACCGAUUGUGUCCUGUUCGGUGACGAUUAACGAGGGAUCACAACUCAAGUCACAGAUUGUCUCUAUCCAGCAGGAAAUUGAACGAUUGUUGGUUUGAAACUAAUGUACAAAUAAUGCAGCUGCAUUUAUGUGUAGUUUUUAUGAUACGUUUAAGACGAAAUAAAGUUCCAGUUGAAAAAUGUAUGAAAA